Molecule: messenger RNA, 5918 nt
Organism: Mobula hypostoma (lesser devil ray)
Lineage: Eukaryota; Metazoa; Chordata; Chondrichthyes; Myliobatiformes; Myliobatidae
Gene: pias1b
Product: protein inhibitor of activated STAT, 1b
Exons: 15
Coding region: 922-2928 (668 amino acids)
Biological process (GO): regulation of transcription by RNA polymerase II; protein sumoylation
Cellular component (GO): chromatin
Molecular function (GO): transcription coregulator activity; SUMO ligase activity; zinc ion binding
Source: RefSeq, a predicted model, not a curated record
UAAGAUUUCAGGGUUUUAUCUCCUAAUCAAAAAUAGAAAAAAAAACUAACUUUGUUCAGAAUUGUUUGUGUGGCUCUCCUUUUCCAAAAGAACUCAUGGGAUUGUUUUCUUUGUAGAUAAAUUUGGUGGGUUGGUUUAGACAAGUGAUUCAAGGAGCAAGGAACACUUUGAAAAGUAAAGAACAAGGUUGCUGUGGAAUAUGAGGAGGAAAAACAUUUCAUGCAGUGCUAUACAGCUGGUUUGGAUUUCAAAACUCUUUGGAAGGCACAUGAGGGAAAAUACUUCAAGGGAUACUGGGAAAUGGGAUUGUAGAGACUGCCACCAAAUCAAUUUCCUCUUGAGGUAACAAUUCUAGUACUAAUAGAUUCAGAUCCAAGUUAUAAUUUGUGGAAGCAUCGUGUAUUCCAUGGCAGAUAUGUUCGGUUAGAGUAAAUUGGCCUCAAUGGUUUCAUUUUCUUUGCAUGCAAAUCAAAGGUGACCUUUUUGUGGGUUGUAAUCCCUUUUUGUGAUUUGCUCCAUCGCACAAGGCUUGUAGCAUUAAAUGCCUAUUAAUAAAUGGUAAGAUUAAGUUGAUCCCUUUUCAGUACAAUGUGCAGUCUCUAUUGUCAUUCAUUGUAAGCUCUUUCCUGUGUCAGUUUUUGAGUGAUUUAAGAGAUUAAUUGAAUUUGUUCAGUUUCAUUAAAUGAGCAGUAAUUAUCUUUGUCGGCAUUUUGUUGGGAAUUGGAGCAUGUCACUUCAUUCUGCCCAAACAAUGGUGCUAAAUUAUUAAAAGAACAAAUGUUCUCUCAUGAAAUAGAAACCUAUUUAAAACAUUUUUCCCUCUUUUCUCCAGCCCCUCCUCCAGAAUCAAAUGUAUGUAAAGAUGAUUGCUAUCCUGCCUCAGAACUGUGCCAGCUAUUCUGCUUUGGCUGCUAAGAGCAAAUGGUUAUGAGCCUUAGAGUGUCAGAGCUCCAAGUGUUAUUAGGCUAUGCUGGACGGAACAAACACGGUCGUAAACACGAACUCCUGACAAAGGCACUGCAUUUAUUGAAAGCUGGCUGCAGCCCAGCUGUUCAGAUGAAAAUUAAAGAACUAUAUAGGCGGAGGUUUCCACAGAAGAUAGUGACUCCCACCGAUUUGAGCCUUUCUUCUGUCCAUGCAACUUCAGCUUCCAUGACCACGCCACUGUCGCCAUCUGCACUCCCACAGCUCUCCUACGAUGGGCAUGCAACAACAUCUCCGCUGCUUGCUGUUUCACUGUUGGGACCCAAACAUGAACUAGAUCUGCCACACCUGACAUCAUCACUCCAUCCCGUCCAUCCUGAUGUAAAGCUGCAGAAAUUGCCUUUUUAUGACAUUCUUGAUGAGCUCAUCAAACCAACUAGUCUCGCUUCAGAUAAUGGCCAGCGGUUUCAGGAGACUUGUUUUGCAUUUGCACUGACACCACAGCAAGUUCAACAGAUCAGCAACUCAAUGGACAUAUCGGGGACCAAGUGUGACUUUACAGUGCAGGUUCAGUUACGGUUUUGUUUAUCAGAAACUAGUUGUCCACAGGAAGAUCAUUUCCCCCCAAAUCUUUGUGUGAAAGUAAAUGCAAAAACUUGUAACCUUCCGGGCUAUCUACCACCAACCAAAAAUGGUGUUGAACCAAAGCGACCCAGCCGACCGAUCAACAUUACCUCACUAGUCAGAUUGUCCACGACAGUGCCGAACACGAUUGUGGUUUCGUGGUCAGCAGAAAUCGGAAGAAGCUACUCCAUGGCAGUUUACCUUGUAAAACAGUUGUCUUCUGCUGUGUUGCUUCAAAGACUACGAGCAAAAGGAAUACGAAACCCGGACCAUUCCAGAGCAUUAAUCAAAGAAAAAUUAACAGCCGAUCCCGACAGUGAAAUCGCCACAACCAGUUUACGGGUGUCUCUGUUGUGUCCUAUUGCUGAGGGGAGAUUCCUGGAAUUUGAAUGGCGAUGGCAGUGCGCUCGGAUGCAGCAGCCUCUCUGGGUCCAGACAAAGCUGGGCAAAAUGCGUUUGACGAUCCCAUGUCGUGCUAUAACUUGUUCACAUCUCCAGUGCUUUGAUGCAACACUUUACAUUCAGAUGAACGAGAAGAAACCGACGUGGGUUUGUCCUGUGUGUGACAAGAAGGGUCCUUAUGAACAUCUAAUUAUUGAUGGAUUGUUUAUGGAAAUCCUCAGUUGUUGCACAGACUGUGAUGAAAUUCAGUUUAAGGAAGAUGGAGCGUGGUCACCAAUGAGAAUGAAGAAGGAAGUUCAGGAAGUCAAUUCGUCUUUUAAUGGAGUGGAUGGUGCAUGUCCAAGCUUACCCGAGCAGAGACAUUCAUCACAAGAUAAUAGGAAGGUUGAAGUGAUUGAUCUGACGCUUGACAGUUCAUCAGAUGAAGAAGAUCAAGAGCCCCCUGUGAAGAGAUACCCUGCCAUUUCUUCUCCUUCACCGCCCAUCAACAAAGGAGUUUUAAAUCUGCAUCAUCAGACAUCACCAGUCACAAGAACUCCCAGUAUACCUACUCUGGACUCAAACUUCAUUUCUGCUCCUUUUCAAGAUUACCGUCAUUCUUACCAUUUACCAACUCUGCCAUAUGAAUUGCAAGGUUUAGAUCUAUUUCCCUUCUUGCAAGGGGACAAUCAGCAUUACAGCACCUCCCUCCUUGCUGCAGCAGCUGCUGCCGCGAGUGCUUCAGAGGACCAGGACCUCAUUCACUCCUCGCUCAACCGAUUCUUUCCGUACAGCUCUUCGCAAAUGUUCCUGGAGCAGCCAAACUCGGCACCCACCAGCACACUGGCGGUGACAAAUGGCAACAGCAGCGGGAGCAACAGCAGCCUCGUCUCCUCCAGCAGCUUGCGGGAAAAUCUCGGACACGCUGGCGCUACCCGGAGCAGUGUGGAGAGCGGCACCAUUUUUGGCACCAUCCCAGAUGUUAUUCCAUUGGACUGAUGUUUGAAAUUAUGGAUAAUUUUUUUGUGUGGUAGGGCUGGGAAAGGGAGAGAAAGAAGGAAAAAGUCUGGUUUGUUUCACCUUUUAAAAAGAAAAUUUAGAAGUGUAGAGACCCUUUUUUUAAAUAAAUGCAAAAAUAAAAAAAAGACACCAUGUACAGAGAACAAAAUACUAUAUUUUCAGUUAACUUUUGUAUAUAAAUUCAAGACUGUCUGUCUUUUAAGGUUAUUUCAGUUUACUUUGUGAAAGCAGAGUUUUUACGAUGUAUGUGUCUGUUCUGUGAUAUUACUUUUUGUAUUUGUUGUUCAAUGGCAUUAUUUCUUCCACAGUUGACAUUAUUUGAAUUAGAAUUUUUUCAUUUGUGUACUUCACUGUAGAAUAUUUCUUUUGGAAAGAACUAAAUGUCAAUGGUUGACGAUGAUACUUUCCUUUUUUUGUGCAAAUAAUUUUAUUAUUCUUUAAGUUAUGUAAAGUAUCUUGGCUGUUUCUCACAUCAUUCCCUCUGCAUUAGCAGGAAGUAACUUUGGGGAAUGCACAGUACCGUACCGUUUAUUUUUUCACAAAAAAAAGGCCAUUUCUGGUAAACAUUUGGGGAGGGUGGUGGUGAAGGUUAUGGAUGACCCUUUCACAAAUCCCACACGUUCCUUAUUUUAAUAAAGUAGCAUUCUUCAGGCAUUAAGGAAUUGUAAUAAGGGAAGGGAUGCAUCCUUUUAGGUUCAACCUUUUAUUCCUGUUUCUCUAAAAGGCUCUAACUGCAGAAUACUUCCAGUUUGCAAACCUGUUAUUUUUCAUUUCAUUUCAUCCACAUGCACUAUUUCCUGACCAGGCAUUGUCAUAUUACACACAACUUGCUGGAAAGAAGCCCAAUUAGGUAUGGAAUAUAUCCCCGUCUUUCAAAUGCCCCACUUGGCCAAGCACUAGCUUCAACUGCGUUCUCCCAGUUUAAACUUGUCUGCCAGAAUUUGGGUAUUUCUAGUUUCCUGAUGCAUUGUCCCCUAAACUAACUACACUGCCUCUCGUCCAAUCCUUGACUUUGCUUUCCGUCAUGUUUCUGUGAUCUGUUCCUUGUUCAGUGUGUUAGGGUCUUUGCCAAGUGUGGAAGUAAUGAACCAAAUUCCUUCUCUCCCCUCAAUAAAUGUUCCACAUUCUCCUUUCAGAUGGCGAUUCAGUCUCUCAGAUCCUUGAAUCUAAAAGAGUUCUCAAACUAAUGGUUGGAAUGCACACAGAGUGAGAUUUGCAUUCUAACCAUUGAUGUACUAAAGUAAGUGUCUUCUCUCCACCCUUCCCAUCUUGCUGUUAUAGAUUGGUUGAACAGUUCAUUUCUAAGCGCACCGGAGGGUUUUACACCUGGAAAAGAAAAGGUAUAAACUACUCAGUGCUUCACUAAGGCCAUAAAUUAGAAUAAAAAGACCAUAAGACAUAGGAGCAGAAUUCGGUCAUUUGGCCGAUUGAGUCCACUCCGCCAUUCCGUCUUGGCUGAUUUAUUUUCCUUCUCAACCCCAUUCUCAUAUCCCACACUGAAUUCUCUGCAGACCCUACUAACUGAUAACAACCUGUGCAGUUAUAAUUGCUCAGAACAUCUGAUAGAGUAAAGGGGAUAAUCUUGUUGGUAUUGUUCUUCUAUUGACCUGCAUUUGAAAUGCAUGGGCUGGGAUUAUGUUUAUCCACAACAUGCUAACUCCUUCCAUGACUACGUCCAACUUAUGCAGUAGAAGACCUAGGAAAGAUUAGCGGCCACUGGAAAGUGAUGGGCUUCUGUGUAACCAUAUAACAGCAAACAGGGAAGCGAGGAUGGUAAUUAGCAAGUUAUAGUCAAAGGGAGCAAAUGUUGGGUAAUGGAAGUGGGUUCUUGAAAACUUCAGAGGAAAACAGCAACAACAGUGGAUCUAUCUCAGCUGCUGCUUCAGUAAGCUUAAGGUUAAAGCUAUUUUUCAGCAUCUGCUCCAUACUCAAAGUUCAAAAGUUUAAAAUUCAAGGUAGAUUUAUUAUCAAGUACAUACAUGUCACCAUAUACAACCCUGAGAUUCAUUUCCUUGUGGGCAUACGCAAUAAAUCCAUAAUAGAAUAAUAACCAAAAUAGAAUCAAUGAUUUACUUGCUGCAAAUUGCAGUGAAAAUAACUUGAAAGAGGUAUAUUUAAAAGUGUAUUUAGUAGUGUCUGCAGUCUACAGAACAUCGCCUUGGUCCACUGAUGCCAACAUGAACUCCAAGGAAUCGAUGGCUUUGCAAGCCGUUGAAUGUGAUUCAAUAGGGAUAAAACUGAAGUUGGCUAAAAUGUUGUGGAAGUGAAUCACUAUCAGGUGUCGUUCGGCCAUGGGCCACUGGGGAGGUGGUUCAUGCUUUCACCAGGAUUUUGUUUCCCAGUGUUAUCCAUGUUUUGUGAACUCUGUUUUCAGAUAGGACUGAAUGGACAAAGAGUUGGGUUCAUUGGAAAGCAGCACUUGGAUUCAAGUGAUGCUCGUGUCAAUGACAGGGUUAUCUGUGUCUUAACACAGCUGGGUCUUUCAGGUCACCAGCUGCACUUUGACAAAUGAAGAGAAUUUUAAAAGGAGUACACCAGCUUGUACACAUGACUUACCUACUGUUUUUGUAGGGUAUUCUAGAAGUUUGCAGUGUUGAGAGUCUAUUUUAUUUGUACCCAGAGUCACUGUAAACUAGUUUCUCCAAGCAUGGAAACUCCCCUCUUCUGCAAAGUUGUAAAUUCUGUUGAUCAUUCUCUGAGGGUGUCAAAGAUAAUUCUGAUACUUUUACUGCCUUAAAUCUUUCACAGUGCUGGCUUCCGUGACCGCAUGCCAAACCAGAGAAAUGGCUUUUUUAAAAAUAAUUGAGUAUAGUAGACCAGUGUCGGUUUGUAUAAAGUACCACGUGAAAAUAUUUAUUUCAUGCAUUGGAAAAAGAAUUGUUUACUUAAUGAAUGUUAUCUGUUAAUGUAGAGAUCUUUUAGAUGUAAUAAAGCAGCAGUAAGUUCCCAGUAAUGAAAUUUUGGUGUGU